Molecule: messenger RNA, 1011 nt
Organism: Elephantulus edwardii (Cape elephant shrew)
Lineage: Eukaryota; Metazoa; Chordata; Mammalia; Macroscelidea; Macroscelididae
Gene: LRRC63
Product: leucine rich repeat containing 63
Exons: 8
Coding region: 1-1011 (336 amino acids)
Molecular function (GO): protein binding
Source: RefSeq, a predicted model, not a curated record
AUGAGGAACCAGACAACAAAUGCAGUACAAAACUCCUAUUAUAAAAAGUUGAAGGAGGACUUACACACAGAGGGAAGAAAUGAUACUUUGAUGAUGUCUUUGUUAUUUACUGCUAUUCCAAUUCAGACACAACAAAUGGAUGGUGUCAUUAAGACUAAAAAAAAGGACUCAGACUCAUACGGUAUAUAUGGUACGGGUUUUAGUACUCUUUUGGCCACAGAAUAUGAAACAAUAGUGGCCAUGACCAAUCUCGCCAUACUAUAUUGUCAAAUAUAUGGAAGAAAUGCACUAAAUCUUAAGGGAUUUUUUCUUCUCAAUUGUCCAGAUUUAUCAGCUUUGGCUUUUCAAUUGAUUUACCUUAAUUUGUCAUUUAAUGAUAUUAGCACCUUUCCCACAGAAGUAUUUUGUCUUAAAAAUUUGAAAAUUCUAAAACUAAGAAAUAAUCCUAUCAAAGAAAUUCCAUCUGAAAUUCAAAGACUCAAGUACCUUAAAGUUUUAAUUAUGGCCUUUAAUUUGAUUACUGUUCUUCCACUUGGGUUAUUUAACUUGUUGUAUCUUGAGGAACUUGAUGUUUCCUACAAUGACAUUUCUUCUAUUCCAAAUGAAAUCCAGAAACUCAGAUCCCUUGAAAAGCUAAAUGUGGAUGGAAAUGAUCUGACUUCUUUCCCACCUGGAAUUUUGAAGUUGAACCUGAAAAAAAUCCAAUUUGAGAAUAAUUACACUCAUCCUUUUUUUUGGAAAGAGAAUUCUUGCAAUAGUCCACAGUGUCUUGUUCACAUAGCUUCUUUGUUCUUUAUAAAAAAUAACCUAUUUCAAUAUUAUGAUGUGAUCCCAGAAAAAAUAAAAAAUGUAUUACAAAGGACUUCUCAUUGUGAGUGGUGUUGGGGUCCCAUGUUUGGUGAAGGUUUGCGUAUUAUCCGGUCCUGUGAUAUUUUUGGAGCAAUACAGCUUCCUAUAAUGUUUCAUGUCUGUUCUCCUGCUUGCUAUGAAGAAGUUAAACAAUACUCCUAG